AUCUUUAGAAUUAGGUGUAUCAUGCUUGAGGUCAAGGCAUGACUUCUGGCUGCCCCAGAUUUAGGUUCGCUCAGUUGUACGAAGGGACAUGUUCAUCUUAGGUUCUUCUUAUCUUGCAUCAUCUAAGUUCUAGUGUGACGUGCAACCGAAACUGAGAAAACAACAGCAGUGAUAUUAAAUUCAGUCAAGUCAAUACCUGAGGCCGCCAUAUUGCGUCCAAAUUAUCUUUCGACUAGCUGUAUAUGAAUGCGGCCAAAUUCUGUCACCGUCAAUGUCAUUCGAUCAACUCGUGGUGUGGAAACCCAAUUGGAAUUUGGCUCAUCUUCUAUGUUGCUUUACUGACCCGGAACCCAAUUUGAGUCCUCUGUUUCACCCACAGGCUAUCCAUCUUCAAUCUUCAUCAUUUGGUACCUUAAAAGAAACAGACUUUCCCUAUAAACCAUUCCCAACUCAAAAGAUCCCGACUGUCCUCCCAUGACCCUCGUGCUUCUCUCUCUGUUUGUUCUGCUUCAUAGCCGUGCAGCCGAAGCAGCACCGACUUACAGUGUUCACUAUUGCGAAAACAAUACUUUAUUCACACCCAAUAGCGCAUACCAGACAAACCUCGACUCUCUACUCGCUUCUCUUUCCAAUAAUGCAACUAUCAGUAAUGGAUUCUACAAUACAACUGCCGGUCAAUCCCCUCCUGAUAGGGUAUUUGGACUCUUUCUCUGCCGUGGAGAUGUUAACGCAAGUACUUGUCACGAAUGUGUCACCACUGCAUCCAGAGAGAUACUUCAACGUUGCCCAUCACAGAAAGAAUCCUACAUAUGGUUCGACGAGUGCUUGCUUCGUUACUCUAACCGGUCCUUCUUUUCUAGAGUGAGUACUGUGCCCGGGUUUAAUAUAACUGAUUCCAAGGAUGUGGAGGACCCAGAUCUCUUUAAUCAGUUGUUGGCAACAGUCAUGAAUGACUUGGCUGCUGAAGUUGCAAGUGAUAGUUCUGGGAAAAAGUUUGCGACUGAUGAAAAGGAAUUUACCAGUUCGCAGACACUGUACAGCCUGGUUCAGUGCACGCCGGAUCUAUCUGAGGCUAAUUGCAAAACAUGUCUGCAAACUGCAAUUGGUUCUCUUCCAUCUUGUUGUACUGGAAAACAAGGUGGAAGGUUUUUGCUUCCGACCUGCUACAUUAGAUUUGAAUUGUACCCAUUUUACCAAGUUAAUGCCACAGAUCGGCCACCAUCAACCAAUUCUAAAGGGAAAAGGAAGAUCUCUUCACAGGUGAUUAUUGCCAUUGUUGUUCCAAUAUUGGUCUCCAUGGUGUUGGUCGUCGUGGGCAUCGUUUUCAUAAGAAGAAGAAAAGCAAGGAAGAACUACAAUAUUGCAGAAGAACAAAAUGUUGGGGAUGAAAUGACACAUAUACAGUCUCUGCAAUUCGAUUUCGACACAAUUGAAGCUGCCACUAACUACUUCUCUGAUGAUAACAAGAUAGGGAGGGGAGGAUUUGGCGAGGUCUACAAGGGAAGGCUAUUAAAUGGACAAGAAAUUGCAGUGAAAAGGCUAUCUAAAAGCUCGGGGCAAGGUGCAGAAGAAUUUAAGAAUGAAGUUGUAUUGGUAGCCAAGCUUCAACACAGAAAUCUAGUGAGGCUAUUGGGUUUCUGCGUGCGAGGAGAAGAGAAGAUACUCAUAUAUGAAUAUUUGCCCAACAAAAGUCUCGACAACUUUCUCUUCGAUCCUGAAAGGCAAGGGCGCUUGGAUUGGUCGAGACGUUACAAAAUCAUAGUAGGUAUAGCAAGAGGAAUUCUUUAUCUUCAUGAGGAUUCUCGGCUACGAAUCAUACAUCGUGAUCUUAAAACAAGCAAUAUUUUGUUGGAUGAAAAUUUGGAUGCGAAAAUAUCUGAUUUUGGCAUGGCAAGAAUUUUUGGUGCAGAACAAACUCAAGGAACUACAAGAAGAAUUGCCGGGACAUUUGGUUAUAUGUCUCCAGAGUAUGCUAUGCAUGGUCGAUUCUCGGUGAAGUCAGAUAUCUUCAGUUUUGGAGUUCUGAUUCUAGAAAUCAUCAGUGGCAAGAAAAACAGUCAGUUCUUUCAAUCUGACAGUGGUGAUGACCUAUUGAGCUAUGCUUGGAAGCACUGGAGAAAGGGAACAACGUCAGAAAUUCUGGAUCCAACUUUAGAAGAUUCAUAUUCGAAACCCGAAUUCAUGCGAUGUAUUCGGAUUGCCUUAUCAUGUGUUCAAGAGGAUCCAGCUGACAGACCCACGAUGGUAUCAGUAGUUCUCAUGCUUAGCAGUUCUUCAACCACCAUACCAUUGCCUCGUAAACCUGCAUAUUUUCCUGGUAACGGAAAAGAGUUCAAAGACGCGACAACAGAGUCGUCUUAUCAAUCGACAAACAAGUCAAUGCCAUCCUCAACUAAUGAAAUAUCAUUGACUAAACUGCAUCCACGAUAGAGUCACAAUUUUUUUGCUUUGCAGUUUAUUUAUCUCUUUAAGCAUGCUUCAGUUCAGUUCAUGUACUUGGUAUUACAGUGACAACUGCUGUUGUCAAAUCUUGUUUUGUUUCUAGCCGUUACUGCUUUAGUUGUAUAUAUCCAUACUGUAUCUACAUUUGCAACUUAAUGAAAAUACUUUCUUCC
This is a messenger RNA of Tripterygium wilfordii, 2615 nucleotides long. Its product is annotated as cysteine-rich receptor-like protein kinase 10. Gene Ontology annotation, molecular function: protein kinase activity; ATP binding. The transcript is spliced from 7 exons. The record is from RefSeq and is a predicted model, not a curated record. Lineage: Eukaryota; Viridiplantae; Streptophyta; Magnoliopsida; Celastrales; Celastraceae. Bases 475 to 2430 code for a protein of 651 amino acids. Gene Ontology annotation, biological process: protein phosphorylation.